AUAAUACUUCCCUUCACGACAAGACUAACUAAUAUGCGACGAAUCUUCUGCACUUUGUGGUAUCGUAUAUAAAUACUUGGUCGAAUGGAGAAAGAAAAUAAGAGAGAAAAAAAAGUACUACUUCAAUAAAGAGAAAUUAAAAGAAGCUGAAAAAUGGCAAUCAGUGGUAGAUUGUUACGUACCUCUAAACAAUUGGGGUUAGGUGACGAUGGUCCGAAGCAGCAACCAUGUUAUUCUUUCAGAAAUAAUUAUUCGUUAAGGUUUAAAUGUGUAAACAAAGGUGGUCUUGUUGGUGGAGGAGAUGUGCAAAAGAAACCAGGGGCAGCCAAGGCUGUUGGUACUGCGACAGGCAUGCUUGUGUCUGAACCAAUGACACAAAAUUGGAAUAUUUCAGAUGUAAGUUUAGUGGCAGAUAAUGUAUCAGAUCUGGUACUUCAUAACUUGAAAAAGUUCCUCAAACGAAUGCCUCAGAAGUUGCAUCACUUACAGUUAUUCAUCGAGAAGGGUAUUUUGGAUUGCAGGUUCUUCACUCUCUUUGCAGUCGCAGGGACAUUGAUUGGUUCAUUGUUAUGCUUUGUCGAGGGAUGUUACUUAAUCGUAGAGUCAUACGUCCACUAUUUUAUCGCACUCUCACAUAAAUCAGACCUUGGACAUGUCGUGCAGCUAUUGAUCGAAGCUCUUGAUAUGUUUCUUUUGGGGACUGCUAUGCUUACUUUUGGAAUGGGUUUGUAUGUCAUGUUCGUGGGAUCAAGAAAUAAAGGGCCAGGCCAAAACAUGUUUAAUUUUCAGACACUUCCAUCAUUGAUGGGAAUGAAGUCAGUGAUGCAAGCAAAAUCAAGAAUAGGACAUGCACUCAUAAUGCUACUUCAAGUGGGAGUAUUAGAGAAGUUCAAGAAUAUACCUGUGGUUAAUGGAUUGGAUCUUGCUUGUUUUGCUGGUGCUGUGUUUGUUUCCUCCAUUUGUGUGUUCAUUCUUUCGAGGCUUGCUGUCACUACCACAAAGGCUGGCAACUAAGUAAAUGGACUUUUAGACACUUUUUGAUGACGUAUAUGUAUAGAACAGGAAAAUUGGUAAGCAAAAAUAGGACUGUAUACUAGUAAACAAUUAGGCCUUCUCAUAGUUGACCUUUUUGUAAUUUAUUCUUUCAAUUUGUAACAAAUAAAUAAAACUGUCCAUUUAUUUUUGUAUUUUUCCGAAAGUU
Messenger RNA from Lycium ferocissimum, 1201 nucleotides. RefSeq lists its product as uncharacterized. NCBI's taxonomy places the organism in Eukaryota, Viridiplantae, Streptophyta, Magnoliopsida, Solanales, Solanaceae. The transcript has 4 exons. The record is from RefSeq and is a predicted model, not a curated record. Bases 154 to 1014 code for a protein of 286 amino acids.